Platichthys flesus (European flounder) is the source of this 1528-nucleotide messenger RNA. It is a transcript of the gene gpn1, whose product is annotated as GPN-loop GTPase 1. The record is from RefSeq and is a predicted model, not a curated record. Lineage: Eukaryota; Metazoa; Chordata; Actinopteri; Pleuronectiformes; Pleuronectidae. Gene Ontology annotation, molecular function: GTPase activity. The coding region runs from base 30 to 1235 and encodes 401 amino acids. The transcript is spliced from 13 exons.
GGCAGGCAGACGCUACAACAUCCAGCAGCAUGGCGGAUGUGUGUGGUCCCGGUCCAGAGGAGACUUUAGCGGGAGACCAGGGGGGUUCCGCGGCGGGAGGAGACGGUGAAGCACCGGCGGCUGCUGCGCGGGACUUACCCGUGUGUCUGAUCGUGCUGGGGAUGGCGGGGUCCGGGAAAACCACUUUCGUUCAGAGGCUGACAGCUUACCUUCACUCUCGGAAAGCUCCUCCAUACGUCAUCAACCUGGACCCUGCCGUCCACGAGGUCCCCUUCCCUGCAAACAUCGACAUCCGGGACACUGUGAACUACAAGGAGGUGAUGAAGCAGUACGGCCUCGGACCGAACGGAGGCAUCGUGACGUCGCUCAACCUGUUUGCUACGCGCUUUGAUCAGGUGAUGCAGUUCAUAGAGAAGAAGCAGCACGAUCACAGGUACGUGUUGAUUGACACCCCGGGUCAGAUUGAAGUCUUCACGUGGUCGGCGUCUGGAACCAUCAUCACAGAGACUCUGGCGUCGUCUUUCCCCUGUGUGGUGAUCUAUGUGAUGGACACGUCCCGCAGCGUCAGCCCUGUCACCUUCAUGUCCAACAUGCUCUACGCCUGCAGUAUUCUCUACAAGACCAAGCUGCCCUUCAUCGUCGCCAUGAACAAGACGGACAUCAUCGACCACAGCUUUGCGGUGGAGUGGAUGCAGGACUUUGAGGUUUUUCAGGACGCUCUGAACCAGGAGACGUCGUAUGUGAGCAACCUGACGCGAUCCAUGAGUCUGGUGCUGGACGAGUUCUACACCAACCUCAGGGUGGUGGGCGUGUCCGCAGUGGCAGGAACGGGAUUGGACGAGCUGUUUGUUCAGGUGGAGGACGCCGCCAAGGAGUAUGACAGAGACUAUCGUCCAGAAUACGAGAGACUCCGCAAACAGCUAGCCGAUGCUCAGAGCCUGAAGCAGCAGCAGCAGCUGGAGCGUCUCAGGAAGGACCUCGGAGCCGUCAACAUCACCAAGACACCUGCUACAGAGGACCUGCACAUCGCUGGACCCAGUGACCUCAUCAUGACCCGUGGUAGCCGUGAUGAUGACGAGGAGGAAGAAGAAGAUGAGGACAGUGACACGGACGAUAUUGACCACAACGUGACGGAGGAGAGCAAAGAGGGCGAUGCUUUCGGAAACUUCCUGAAGGAUAGGAAGGAAGUGAUUCAGGUCCGAAACAGGAAGGAUGCGAUACCAGACGGACACUGACCUCUGACCUCUGCAACAUGAAUGUGACCUGAGCUUUGAGUGAACGGUUUCCCUCGCUGUGGUACAGACUAUUACCUGGAGCAGAUACUGUGGAUGUACAGAUGUUGGACGACAUUUAUCUGAGCGGAGCUUCCUGUCUGAUCAGGUGGCCUCUGACCCUGUGAUUGGCUGCUCCUCAGUCCUUCCUCAUUAUAUAAGUUAUAUUUUUAUAUCAAAGCAGAAUCUUUUUGUUUUUCUCCACUGUCGGUGUUUGUAAAAGAACUGAAGGAAUCGAAUAAAACUUUUAGUUCAGA